Prorocentrum cordatum is the source of this 2412-nucleotide messenger RNA. The record is from the annotation of a GenBank genome assembly. NCBI's taxonomy places the organism in Eukaryota, Dinophyceae, Prorocentrales, Prorocentraceae.
AUGGGCGUGGUCGAGAGAUUCAUAGAGACGAUCAAGGAGAUUGCGACUCGGAUGGCCUGGGAAGUUCCGGACGACAUCGAGCCGCAGGAGAUCUUCACGUGGGCGUGCGCCGCUAACAACGACCUGAUGAGGCACAACGGUUACAGUCCACUUCUGCUCCUCAUGGGUCGCACUCCGGCUGGACAUGGUCUACAAGAUGAGGAUAAUCCCUCCACUCUCAGCGCAGAGGUGAAGGAAGAUCAAUUUCAGAAGCUCGUGCUGAACAAACGGACGGCGUACAAAGCCUGUGUAGAACACUACCUGUCCGAGAAGACGAAGAGAGCGCUGCUAGCCAAGACGCGACCGUUCAAGAUCUGGGAGCCUGGCGAAAAGGCACACUACUGGAGGAGCGCCAAGGGUAACAGCCAAAAGACGAAGCAAGGAAUGUCUGGACGCAUCCAUGGUCCAGCUACGGUGCUGACGCAAGAGCGCGAGGUCAAGAACGGAGUAGCAGGACGUCGCGGAGUUGUCUGGCUUGUGGAUGGCGAUCGACUGGUACGAGCAGCAGCAGCGCACCUGCGCACCGUCACGAAGGCAGAGCAGACACUGGAGAGUAUUUCGGCCGGCAGCUCAGACCAGUUCCAGAAGCUAGACCAGAUGAAUGGCAUGACAUUCCCGAAGGUGAAGAUGGACCGGAUGGAGAUCAAUACCGGGAACCACCUCGUGACCACGGAGAUCACCUCUUCUCUGAGGCAGGCGACAAACAUGGACAGGAUCACGAAGAAGAAGAUCUACGAGGAGGACCAGCAGAAGUUCCCGAAGAACCAGGAGGAGGACCUGACCGACCUGCCGACAGACCUCAAACCGAAGUUCCCUGGGGGCCUAGGCCAGCUGGAGAAGAAUCCAGAGAGAAUGCUGGCAGCCUUGGUGAAGCAGAACAAGGUUGAGGUCAAGCUGAAGGAUCUCACACCGGAGGAGAAGAAGCAGUUACCGUUCGCCAAGGAGAACGAGAUCAAGUCGUUCCUGAAGUAUCGCGUAUGUGAGGCGGCCAGUCGCGCUGGUGCACAUCCCGGAGCGUUAAUGAAAAUGCGCUGGGUCAUCACCAAGAAGGAGACGGGCGACCUCAAGGCACGCCUGGUGGUCCUCGGCUAUACUGGUCCGCUUCUCAUCUACGAGCAGUUCUUGGACAACUAUAUGUGGCUAUCCACUCAAGGUAUUCCACUCAUCAGUGCCGAGCUGUCAUUGCUGCUAGCAUACACGAACACGGCGACGAUCAACACCCUGAUGCAGGCGAACAAGCUGGUCAGGUCGGAGAGCAGCGCGCUGGGCAUGAAGGACAAGAGGAGCGCGCUAGAGGCCCUGGCACUGAAGAGAGGUAUGGCAGCUACGGCGACAUCACUACGCUGGUGUCAUAGUGGCGCCCAGCUCAGCGACUGCAUGACGAAGAACGCGGAGAAGGCCCGGGCGAGCUACAACCUCUGGCAGCAACGAGGUACCUGGAAGCUGACCUACGAUUCCAACUUCAUCUCAGAGAAGCAUCGGAAACAAAAAGGUUUGGACACGCUUGAGACGGGCUUUGCAGUGGAUGCAGACGAUGCGUGGCAGCUCUUCCCUGAGUACAUGGAGAUUGAGGACACUGACCUGGACAUUGUGAGUGACUUUCGUCACCCUGGUGCUCUCGGCAGCGCCUCGCCACUCUGGGGCAGGGCUUUAGCCCGAAGCCAGGACGAGGACGACAAGAGCAUGCAGAUAGCGCAGUUGGACGAAGACGACAAGGAGAUGCUCGAUAUCCGAAACACGGCGACGCUGAUCGACGGGAACCGUGCCCACGCCGUGGAAGAGUGGCUCGGCACCGACCGCUUCAGCUUGGUGUUCUACGUGUUAGACCACUGGGAGGCGACGUCGGACGAACUCAAGCAGCAGCUGGAGGAGGCCGGCUGCGUGUGGCCCACCGCGGCGUCGUUCAGUGCUGCCCAGAGCCUCCUGCCCAUGCCGAAGGGCUACACGGAGGCCAGUGCUGCAGCGCCGCGCAGGGUAGACGCCAUCAAGAGCCAUCACAAGAAGGACUCGAACAACAACGACGCUGUGGGGGACCACAAGAAGGUGGGGGUCAAGAAGAGCGUCCUGAAGCACACGAGCAAGAGCCCUUUCUCCAUCAUCACGACCCGGGCCGCGGAGCGAUGGACCAGCCAGACGAAGCUGAUCUGGCUGGAGGGCAAAGACGGGGUCUCCCCGCAGUCGGUAGACCGGCACGCGAAGUACUCGACAGCCGCCACCGUCGGCGAGGCGCUGUCCUUGGGCGCCAGGCCUGCCGAUCUGCUCCACGACUUCGAGGUGCGCCUGGUGAAGCCCCACCCCAAGGGGCCCCUGCGGACCGUGCCGCUGCGCCUGGUGCACACCAGAGACAGGAGAACGCCCUCGACAAGUACCUGA